AUUAAGACCAUGCUUCUGGGGAUCCUCGUGGUGCUCUUCUUCAUCCCCACUGCUGAUGUAACAGAAAACAAGAUUUUAGUGGCUCAGCAUCCUUUGCUCAUUGUAACUAACCAAACUGCAACUCUAGUUUGCAACUACACAUACAAUGGGACAGGGAAGGAAUUUCGAGCUUCGCUACACAAAGGAACAGACAGUUCAGUUGAAGUUUGCUUUAUUUCAUGGAACGUAACCAAAAUUAGGAGCAAUUCGACUAAAGAAUUCAACUGCCAGGGGGAUCAUGAUAAAGACAAAGUCAUCUUCAAUCUUUGGAACAUGAAUGCCAACCAAACUGACAUCUACUUCUGCAAAAUUGAGGUCAUGUAUCCACCCCCAUAUGUCUACAAUGAGAAGAGCAAUGGGACUGUCAUUCAUGUGAAAGAGACACCCAUCCAAAUACAAGAGCCUCAGUCUACAAUGCCUUUGUGGAUUCUGGCAACAGUGACUGGAAUUCUUGCACUCUACAGUAUGCUAAUAACAGCAGGUUUUUUUAACUAUUGGCAGAAAUCCAAGAAGCGUCUGUACCACCAGAGUGACUACAUGAACAUGACUCCCCGGCACCCUCCGUACAAGAACAAGGGUUACCCGUCCUAUGCCCCAACGCGGGACUACACCGCCUAUCGGUCCUGGCAGCCCUGA
This is a messenger RNA of Melospiza georgiana, 675 nucleotides long. RefSeq names its product CD28 molecule (gene CD28). The coding region runs from base 10 to 675 and encodes 221 amino acids. NCBI's taxonomy places the organism in Eukaryota, Metazoa, Chordata, Aves, Passeriformes, Passerellidae. Gene Ontology annotation, cellular component: external side of plasma membrane; membrane. The transcript is spliced from 4 exons. Gene Ontology annotation, biological process: T cell costimulation; T cell receptor signaling pathway; positive regulation of T cell proliferation. The record is from RefSeq and is a predicted model, not a curated record.